AUGGAGAGUACCAUUUGGUCAUUUUGUGUCCCGAUUUAUCCCAUUAAUUUCAGUCAGCUGACCCGUUCUUUACUUCAAUAUGUUAGUUCAUCUGUUAAUAAGUUCAUACCUGACCUAAAAGGUAUCCUUGUGGAUUUCAAUGCAAAAAGUUUACAAAUCAUAACUGAAGUUGAUUAUUCUGAUCGUUCUAUUCCUAUUGGUUUCACUUGUGGUCUUUUUGUGAUUCAUCCAGAGUUAAACCAUCUUCGUGUACACGGGAAGAUAAGGGUCAAUAUUUUUCGCCCAUAUUUGGGUUUGGAAGUAGAUGCGAUUGUUUCAGUGGUUAGACCACAAUUUAUUCUUUGCCGUACAGAAAUUUCAAAUGUGAUGAUUAGUCUUCCACGUUUAUCUUCUGAGUCAGUAAAAAAGGAAGAAUUCAGCCAGUCCAUGUUAAAACCUUUUGACAAAAUAAGAGUUAAAUUGACUCAAAUUGAUAAUAAUUUUGGCUCUCCAGUUUUACAAGGUGACUUUAUGGAGUGUCUUUCGAAACCCUUAUCAAAAUAUUCCGAGCAACAGCAUAAGCAUCAAACAAAUUCUACUGGCGCUGGUAUGAGUGAUAUAAAACCAGUAAUAAAAGUGUCCAAUGAUACUGAUAGUUAUCAGACUACUCCGUCAUUUUAUGAAAAUUCUUCUGAUCCAGUCACUUUUCCGUCUAAUUCAUCUAACAAUAAAGCACCAAAAGUUAGUAAACCAAAGAUUUGGAAACUUGAAGAAUCAUUACAACUAGCUGGAGUCCUCGGUAAUUGUAGUGAAAGUCUGUUAACUGAUGAUGAGUUCCCAGCUGGUUCUGUGAAGAGAUUACGAAAGGAAAACUCAUCAACUUCCAAAGUACUAAAGAAGAAAGGUAAUUCAGAUUCGGAAGAGAUUGUUCAUGCUCUAUUAAAUGAUGCACUGUUAAAAUGUGGUAGAAAAUAUAGGUCAAACCAUAAUCUAUUGUCUUCUGUAACUGUAAAAGAGGAACCAACUUGA
Schistosoma spindalis is the source of this 1008-nucleotide messenger RNA. Lineage: Eukaryota; Metazoa; Platyhelminthes; Trematoda; Strigeidida; Schistosomatidae. The record is from the annotation of a GenBank genome assembly.